This is a messenger RNA of Phlebotomus argentipes, 879 nucleotides long. Its product is annotated as farnesol dehydrogenase-like. The transcript is spliced from 2 exons. The record is from RefSeq and is a predicted model, not a curated record. Bases 22 to 879 code for a protein of 285 amino acids. Lineage: Eukaryota; Metazoa; Arthropoda; Insecta; Diptera; Psychodidae.
UGUCUCAAAGUGAAGCGCAAAAUGAGUCAGUGGAUCAGUAGAGUGGCUGUUGUGACGGCAGUGAGUUCGGGUGUUGGAUCUGCAAUUGCCAAAGAUUUGGCCACUGUUGGGAUGACUGUUGUUGGAUUGACAACAAGCUCGAAGCAGCUGAAAGACUUCAAGAACACUCUGCCAAAGGAAGUGAGUGAUAAUCUGCAUUUAUCGCUGUGUGAUUUGCAAAGCCGAGAAGAAAUAUCCAAGACUUUUGCGCAAAUUGAAGAGAAAUUCGGUGGUACCGACGUACUGGUGAACAAUGCAAUGUUUCGUGACUUCUCAUUUCGCAUUUUCGAGCAGAAAACAUUCGCGAAAAUCCGCAAUACUUACGACACAAACAUCCUGGGACUGACUCUAUGUACACGAGAGGCUCUGGAGUCCAUGAAGCGUCGCUCUGUCGGUGGACACAUCAUCAGUAUUAAUAGUUUUGCAGAGAGUGUUGCGCGACAGAAGCGGAAAACUCUUCCUUCAACGCGGUUUGCUGUGAACGUCUUGGCUGAGAUGUACCGCGAAGAGAAUCCAGGAGUAAAAGUCACCAACAUCGAUACUCGAUUUGUGGCGAAAGGUGACGCAGAUGAGCCUUAUCUGGACACCCAGGAUAUCUGCCAAACCGUCCGAUUUGUCCUGCAAACAUCCCCAAAUGUCAAUGCUGAGAGUGUUUCGCUGGCACAGCACUUAUUCGCCCCGCGCCAUGGACAAUCAGCGAGUUUUGGUGAUGUGGGUGGAAUUGGAGCGCCACCCCUCCAGGGCAAUCCAUCACCGUGGCAUCAAGUCCAAUUCAUCCCCGGCGAAUCUUCCAUCACAUUGAAUAAAACACCAUCGCAUGGGAGAUCCAUCAACCCUUGA